GCGUAGUAGCACGUUAUUUAUAAACACAGAGCUACAGAAAUAAUGUGAGGGACGAUAUUUCAGAAUGGAGGUGGAUCGAAUUUUUUAUAUAUUCGGCAGUUUCUCAAGGAAAAAGCAGGACAGACGCAAGUCUUUAGAACAAACCUCAGUAAGUGCUGGGAACAGUCCUAUGAAGGUUAGGUCUAGACCUGGGAGCCAAAACAUGCCAGCCAGGACAUCUGCGUACCAAUUAGACAACGUGAUUAAAGAAUGGGAGUGUGGGGUGUGCAAGAAGGAGCUGGUGGAGCCAAGAUUGCUUGCCUGUCUUCACAGCUUCUGUACAAGGUGUCUUCAGGGUCUACCGUUGGAAGGAGAGUCAGAAAACUGGAGCGAUAUAGAUGUAUCAAUACAACAAGACUCCAGUUCUAGAUCCACAUCAGGCAGUGGAAGUGCCAGUGGUAGUGGUUCUGCAGCAUCAGGAUACGAGAGUGAAAGAAACUCUGAUUCUGAUGCUAGUCUUAAUCAGAAACCUCGAAAAUUCGGAAUUUAUACAAAAAAGGCAUCAGGCAAGAGUAUCCAUUUCGUAGUAUGCCCAACUUGUUUGGGGGAGACGCCUCUGCCCUUGGGUGGAGUGUCAGCAUUACCUUUGAACUAUGUAUUGUUGAGGAAAAUCGCAAGUCGAGAUGCUGCCAAUGUUCUAUGCGAUCUGUGCAGUAGUGAUUGCAAGGCGGAGAGUAGAUGUGACGAAUGUCUACUGAGCGUCUGUACAUCGUGCGCUGAUUCGCAUCGGAAGCAGAAGGCAACAUCCAAACAUCCCGUUCAUCCCAUAGAUCCUCCAGUCAGAAAUUGCACCCAACAUCCACGGUCCGAGUUGAGUGUAUACUGCGCUACUUGUCAGCAGGUUGUAUGUCGUGAUUGUUGUGUAAUAUCCCAUUCGGGGCAUGCUCUGGCAAACGCUUCACGAGCGGCAAAAGAACGCGCUCGGCAAGUGCAUGACGCGUGCGAGCGAGCGAAGCAUGUACCAGAUAAUGUUGAAAGAGCCACCAGGAUACUCCACGUGCAUGCUUAUGAAGUUGAGACCCAAGCAUCCCGCGUGGAAGCAGAGAUUCGUGCAUGGACAGAAGAAUACAAGCGUGCAGUGGAAGCUCACGGGCGCGCAUUAUGUACUGCCGCAGCCAAAGCGAGAACCUCAUGCAGAGAGAAGAUAGAACAUAAGACACGACAGCUGGAAGAAAGAACACAACACGCGUUGGAUGCGGUCCAGUUUGCUGAAGAGCUCCUCUCAGAAGGCAAAGAAGACGAGGUAUUGUCUCUAAGCGGGCCGGUACUCCGUCGUCUGGAGAGGCUGACGGAGCUUCAGCCAGUGUCGGAACCCCCUCGUUGCGAGUUGCGCUUCGCCCCCGACGCACCAGGACCGGAAAAUCGCUUAGUAGGAAGACUACUCACGCAGGCCGCUGACCCGGAUAAAUGCGUUUUAAAUACCGAAGGAUUUCAAGAUUUGCAAGUAGAGUACCCGCAUGAAACAGUACUAGAACUCCAUGACGGGAAAGAUGAGAGGAUAUGGUGUGGAGGAGAGCAGGUUUGUGGCUACUUUAGAAGACGGGAUUCCUCAGCAAGACCCGCCUUAGCACGUGUUAGAGAUAGAGGUGAUGGUUCCUAUACUGUAACUUUUGCGGCUCCUAGCCCCGGAGCUUACUUGCUGGCUGUUACACUUAACAAUACUCCUAUUAAGGGCAGUCCAUUUGCCUGCUGCGCACGAGUGAUGAAAGCUCACUCGGGUCAGUUCCACUGUUGCUCGUUCUGUUCUUCGGGUGGACGAAGGGAUGUUACUUGCGCUUGUGGAUCUACUAUGGCUGGUGGUUAUAAAGGUUGUGGCCACGGUCACGCUGGAUGGCCUGGGACUAGACACUGGUCGUGUUGUGGUAAUACCAGACGAAAUGCACCCUGCGCAAGACCGCCACAACAAUUAUACCAAUUUUCUCUGUAAUAUGCCAAUAUAAUACACAUUUACUUUUUUCUAUACUACAAGUCCAUACUUGAAACUGAACUUAAAAAUUGCGUAAAUAUCGGUGUAUCAGAGUUAACUUACACAAUAAUAUGUAUUAUAAUGUAUAAAUGUACCUACGUAUGAUUAACAUGUACUGGGCAGAUAAUACUAGUGAUAAUAGACGAUUGUGUCUUAAGUUAUUGUCUUCUCAAAGGUCAUCAAAUAGGUCUUUAUUUAUAAGACUUGUUUGGCGAGCGUUUUCAGUUAAAAGGAUAAUUACUGAUGUAAGUAUUUGAUAUGAAAAGUGUAUGACGACGUGAUCGGACUAAAAACUAAUGCAAAUUCUUUGAAAUUACGCAAAUUAAAAAAAUGCUGCUUUUAGAGCAAUGCGUAUAAAAAGAUGUAGCAUAAAUUAAUGCGAUUGACUUGUGAUAUUUUCCAUACUGGUGACGAGUUCACGCAUGUAUAAAGUUUAAAUAUAAAAUUGAGAAGUUGAGGUACUGAUUAGAAAUUUCUAGAUUAGGUACUUUACGGGCCAGUUACAAAGUUGUCUUAAAUAUUUUACUUACGUAGACAUUGUUUUAGAAUAAAAUAUGUAUCAUGUAACUAAUAAAUAGUAGAUAGAAAAACAGUAUUAUUCGUUAAACUGUGGUAUUUACUGUGAUUGUUAUAAAUAAAAUUAUUAAUGUAA
Molecule: messenger RNA, 2657 nt
Organism: Pieris brassicae (large cabbage white)
Lineage: Eukaryota; Metazoa; Arthropoda; Insecta; Lepidoptera; Pieridae
Product: tripartite motif-containing protein 45
Exons: 11
Coding region: 65-1966 (633 amino acids)
Biological process (GO): positive regulation of DNA-templated transcription
Cellular component (GO): chromatin; nucleoplasm
Molecular function (GO): protein binding; ubiquitin-protein transferase activity; zinc ion binding
Source: RefSeq, a predicted model, not a curated record